This is a messenger RNA of Nerophis lumbriciformis (worm pipefish), 2190 nucleotides long. The record is from RefSeq and is a predicted model, not a curated record. Lineage: Eukaryota; Metazoa; Chordata; Actinopteri; Syngnathiformes; Syngnathidae.
UUAAAAGCUAUUCAUGUAUAUUCGACGCUCUUAUGUUGUGGUCAGCAGAAUGCUACGGCAACUCCACCUGGACAAACGACAUUGUAUUUUCUAUAUUUACAUCGUCAAAAUAGGCUGGGAGUCAAAACUCGUAUUUACGUAUUUACUCUUAAGUCGCUAUCUUUGCCACGUAGCGGAAGAGGAGUGACUAAAUUGAAAUAAUGUGGCACAUAUUACUCUAGAAAAUAGGAAACAGAAGGAAGUGGGCGGGAUUUCCGGUAAUCGAAUUGGGACAACCCUUUUUUGAGACUUUCCUUAGUGGAUUGCACAGUACAGCUGAAUUGUACAUAUUCCGUACAAUUGACCACUAAAUGGAGAAACAAGCAGUAAAGCUUGCAGGGCAAAAAGCGCUGGAUGACUGAGUCUUUGCUCGCCAAAAAUGAAGGUCCUACAAAAAGACGAGAUCAAGAUUGCUGAGAGUAUUCUACGAAAAGACCUACCCAAGAGUUUUCAGGUCUAUGGAUUAUUAUAUGCUUACAACAGGAACAAACCUAGCAAUCUAAUGUUCAUUGUUGAUACAUGGCCUGAUUUUAAGGUCAUCAUUUGCCGACCUGACCCUGAGAAUAAUCUAGCCUUGGAAUUGGCCAAAAAGAUAACAUUUUAUUGCAAGGAUGAGCAGAUUUUGAAGAAAAUGUUAUUAAAGGACGAAGUAGUUGACUGGAGCAGUUAUUUUAUUGUUGGAGGCAUUGACAGCAUUCAUACCCUCACGCUCAAAGAGGUUGCAUCUAACAGACAAGUCAGCUACAAACCUAUGGUGUCUGCACAUCUUCUGUAUUUGCCAGACCAUAGCUCUCUGAUCACGCCAGUAUUUGACAGUGCCCUUGAAUCAAGGGUUUCACCUCUCAGUCCUUCCCAUGUUGACCUGGUGAAUCAAACCUGGAAGUUUGGAGGAGAUGAACACGGAUACAACAAAAUUAAAGUCCAGGUCAGCAACAUGCCUUCAUGCUGCAUCACUGAUGAUCAGGGUCGGCCUGUAUCAUGGAUACUUUUGUAUGAGUACAUGGCAAUGGGCAUGUUGUAUACUCUGCCCGAGCACAGACGAAAAGGGUAUGCCAAAGUGUUGGUCUAUACCAUGGCCCAGACACUCCUUAAUCAGGGUUACCCAGUGUUCUGCUUCAUUGAGGAGGAAAACACGGUCUCCUAUAAGCUUUUUAAAAGCCUUGGCUUUAUUGAGGAUCCCUCAUACAGAAUACUCUGGGCUCAGUUGAACUUGUGAUGUUGAAAAGCGGCAAAAUUGUCUGCACCAAGGGUGACUUAAAUUAGAUUAAUCUGAAUUUGUCAACCAAAGUGCCAACAUCUUCCCCAGUCAGCACUCAUUAAUGUGUUUUAUCUACUAUAAUAAAUACACUGAUUAAAUGCAUGCACCUGGGAAUAGGUUGAUUGGCAACACUAAAUUGGCCCGAGUGUGUGAAUGUUGUCUGUCUAUCUGCGUUGGCUCUGCGAUGAGCUGGCGACAUGUCCAGGGUGUACCACGCCUUCCGCCUGAAUGCAACUGCGUAAGGCUCCAACACCCCCGUUAUCCCAAGAGGGACAAGCUUUAGAAAAUCGAUGGACGGAUGGAUGGAUGAAAAAGCCCCGCCCUGAACAUAGCCACACGCUACCUAGUGGCAACAGGAAUCACUUUUGGCACAUGUAAUAAUUGCAAUAUAAGGUAGUUCUUCACAGCCCAAACGUGGCAGUUACAGACUACAUAAAGUACACGAUAAAUUCAACCAUGACUUCAAGUUAUUUUGUUCAGCUUGUGGUAACCCCCUUGAGACUGGGCUAAGCUCCUUUAUAUAAUUGUAUUCACCUGUUCCACUUUAUGGUUAUUAUAUUGAGAUCACCAGUAUAACUUCACCAAUAACAAUAAAAUACACGUGUAAUUUAUAUAUUAUCGAGACAUACUAAUAUAGGUAUGAUAUAUGUUUAUUGUACUUUGAGCAUUAAUAUUUUCUUACUACACUUUCACUUGUAUGCAUGUAACAUUGUAUCAGCAUGAUUUAAAGGCAAUCCUUUGUAACCCAAAUAAUCCAUCUGUGUGAUCAAUAUACAAAUAAACUUGAAGCAUUUUGAUUACUCUUCUUUUUUUGCAUUACAUUUACAGCUUUAGCUAUUGAAACAUGGUGUACUUAAAAUUAAACUACCCAAAGUCCUGAUAUGAAGAACACC